AUGAAGGCUCACCAUACUCCCUUAAGGCCAAUGCCUACCAUCACAUCACCCUCACCCUCACCCGUCGAGUAUAUGCGACAAGCGCUGGAACUGGCCCAGAAGUCUACACCCAAACCCACCAACUAUCGAGUGGGCGCGCUGGUCGUCGAUGCCACCAUCAAUACGGUCCUGGCCACGGGCUACACACUCGAAUGCGAAGGGAAUACGCAUGCCGAGCAGUCCUGCUUCAUCAAGCUGGCGAGAGAACACAACGUGUCCGAGGAGGAGGUGGGUGCGGUGUUGCCAGAGAAGGCGGUGCUGUACACGACCAUGGAGCCAUGCUCGCAGCGAUCCGUGGGAAAUGUUCCCUGCGUGGAGCGGAUCCUGGGUUUGGGAAAGGGAAGAGAAGAUGGAAAGGGCAUCAAGACAGUGUAUGUUGGCGUGCUGGAACCAGAUACAUUUGUGCGAGAGAACACGGGGCGUGGGAGACUGGAAGCAGCCGGUAUCCAAGUGGUACUGGUCGAGGGUGAGGGCUUGGUACAGGAUAUUUUGAGCGUCGCAACCGCUGGGCAUGUGAGGACGGACAAUGAUUCUGCCACGGCUACGGGUACGGCCUGA
This is a messenger RNA of Hymenoscyphus albidus, 597 nucleotides long. NCBI's taxonomy places the organism in Eukaryota, Fungi, Ascomycota, Leotiomycetes, Helotiales, Helotiaceae. The record is from the annotation of a GenBank genome assembly.